This is a messenger RNA of Pelobates cultripes (western spadefoot toad), 309 nucleotides long. The record is from the annotation of a GenBank genome assembly. NCBI's taxonomy places the organism in Eukaryota, Metazoa, Chordata, Amphibia, Anura, Pelobatidae.
AUGGCUGAGAUUCACACACUAAGGGCCCGUACUACAGAACUGGAACAAAGGGUCGAGUCCACAGUGGCAGCACACAACGUAGCCACAGAGCACAUCAACCGGCUCACAACAAGGCUAGAGGCAUCAGAAGCAGCACUAGAAGACUUGGCAAACCCCUCACGCCGCAACAAUCUGCGUAUACGUGGCCUCCCUGAACAAGCGGAUGAGGGCCCGCUCGCGGCCACCGUACCUACCAUCCUCCUGCCUAACCUGCCAGAGAUCCCAGAUGAACGCUGGCUCAUCGACAGAGCGCAUAGGUCCCUACCAUAA